AUGGCAACUGGCCCAAGCACAACAAUUUCCAUCAUGCCUACUUCCUCUCCAGGACCCUCCAUCCCCCCAAUAGUUCUAUCUCCAUCCUCAUCCACCUCAGGACCUGGUAAGUAAGAUGUCAAAUUGCAAUAACAGCAUUUUAUCAUGGCUCUCACUUCCCUGUAAUUAUAAGCCCAAGCAAGAAAACAAACUGAUGCCAGGUGCCAAAUAAAGAGGAAAAGGAGACCAAUUCCUGCAUGCCUAACCUCAUAUUCGAGCCUGCACUUCACAUAUGGCGAAGUUUAGGCAAGAAUGUUAUUAAUCCAACAUCAUUUCCAACAUACUUUUCUGGAUUUUUGCCCCAUUCAAUGGUGUAAUAUGGAGGCAUGUUUAAUACUUACCAUUUCCCUAUUACUGUAAAAGUUGAAUUAUAGAUGUAUGUAUUUGCUCGCUUGAAAAAAGACUAAGGAGUAUUCAUAGUCUGUGAAAUUGGCAACUUCCUCAAAACCAAUGGUGAGAUUUCCCCAAAUGCUUAAAUUGUAAACCUAAAAUCUUAAAGUUCAAUGUUAACCUACAUUUCAAGUGAGAUCUAUUUCAGUCUGUGGCAAAAACUGUUCUUUCCUUUUGUAAUUUCUUACAGUCAGCAGCUUUGAUUUGGGUGACAAACAAAAAAGAUGGGUUGUGAUUGGAAUCACAUUAAACAGGCUUCUAUUACCAGUUCUCCGUGACUUUGCGGGCAAAGAACUUGCUAAACACUACACAUCAUUGAAGAGUUCCAGUGGAAUAGAUACACAGGUUUAUCCCACUCACAUGAAGAAAGAUGGUUCAUUUGCUUUAAACUAUGGCAGCAUCAACAACAACUGGGGAAGACGUAAAAGAAAAGUGUAUGAUUAUAAAGUGGCAUCUGCUGAGGAUCUGGCCAAACUUUAUCUUCAGCCACACAUGGCCAAGUUUACAGGUGAGUAAAUAAUCUCAUAUCCCAAGUUCAUAUUUGUGGUUUAGGUGUUGUGUAAUUAUAUGAUUAUGUUUCAAACAUAAAAAAACUUACAGAGAAAGCUGAAUGGAUUUUCUUGGCAUGUUUAUUAUAACUAUUUGCACAUGUAAUGACCUUCUAAUUCAAUUGAAGUCAAAAGAAGAAAGAUAAGAAGUAAAAUGGAAAUUUGGAUUAUCUGCAAAAAAAGUCCUGAACUCCACACAAAACAGAUCACCUUGGUUGAUAAAACAGAAUAAAAAUACACCUUGUAGUUGAUGAAACAGAAUGAAAAUAUGCCUAUAACUAAAAGGUAAAUUUUCAUAAAAUACAAUUUAGAUCAUUAAAUAUAGAAUACUCUCACCAUUCGUAUCAAGAUUCUCUCAAAAUAAUUUUACCUUUGAUGUAAAAUUAUUGGCAUUAUUUCAUUAAUGAAUGUGUGCACAAACAGGCGCAAUUUUCCUCCUUUUUUCUAAGUAACUUUUCAUUUGCAGGAUUUGAUAACACAUGUGACCUGUCAGCAGUUUUAGGGAUGCUGGCGAAUGCAUCUGUGUUUAGAACUCCAACCAACAUUCAUAAUAAUGCUAAGGAUGUGCGUUCAAAAGUACGAAAUGAGUGGGGGCAUUGCAACUUUGAUCAUUGGACUGACGUGGAUUUUCACUACUGUUUCCAACUCAUGGAAACAUUGAUUCGUUCCUUGGGGCUUCCAACAGCCGAUGAAAACAAAGUGCUGGAUAACCUUCAAGAUUGGCACACUAAGGGUAAGUGUAUUUACCAAAUAGAUUCCACGUUGUCGUGGGUCUGUUCAGUAAUAGAUGACAGAUGACGACAAAAUGUGGUAAGAACAAAAGAGAAACACCCAGGGUGCAUCCGAGUGUACCACUAGUGUUCCUACCAUAUUUUGAAGUCUUCUAUGAUCUUUUACUGUGCAAACCCGCGGCACUAUGGAAUCUAACUGUGUUAUUUGAUUAAAAAAAAGGAAGAUUUUGUUAAUGGUGACGUCAUCUAUGCGUUUUUUUUUUCAACAUAAGUAAGAAUCAAUCAAAGUGGGUGAAGGUUUCAGCUUAAUGUAUAAUUCCCUUUGCAUUACCGUUGUCAGUGUCUUUUGUCUCAGUACUCCUUCAUUUGGAUGCAAAUAUGACUACUGAUGGUACCCAGUCACCACACCCGAAAGUAACCCACCGCCUAACUCGCCAUUGGUCUUCAUUGGUCAAGUUGCUUACAUCACUGAUCAACUUGCUGACUUUUUCGGUUGACUUGCCAUCGAUUGCUUUUAAUCAACUCGCCAACGUCCACGGCUAACUCGCCUGCAAGUCGCCUGGGGAUUUUAGCAAGCUGACCAAUAAUGAAGGCGACUUGACCAAAGGAGAAGCCGCGCAGAGUAUCGACCACCAUAGCGGAGGUCAUCAUCAGAAUCAAAGUCUAUGAUCAGUUACAACGGCUCCCGUGUUUUUUUUUUCUUGCUCGAGCUAUUAAAAAAUUGAUGGACGUACAUCACAAUAGUCCGCCUCCUUUUUCUGUAUCGUGUGGCUAUGUUCUUCCUUGGUUGUAGCUCCUUAACUUGACGCCAUUUACCUUCUAACUAUUGACAGGUUUGAAAUUGUGCAUGGGUUGCCCAGUGGACAAGGAUUUGAUGAAACUUGUCAGCCUUGAGGUAACCAACUUAGAACAAAACUUGGAGGCCAUCAAGACAUCCAGUGCUGAUGAGGCUAACAAGAUAAGCGAGGCCUUAAAAGAUGUCAAAGAUCAAAUCAGUAUAUUUGAUCAGCGUAUUACUGAACUUGAGACACGGAUAGAGAAAGAAGCUGGGGCACAGUCAGAAAAACUUAGGGUACAGUCACAAAAAGUUUCUCAGCUAGAAGAAAAACAUAAUCAGCUAGAAUCAACCGUAGAGACCUUAGAUUGUCGACUUAAAAAGUUAGAAGAGGGUUAUUUGAAAGCCACAGUUGAUGCCGAAAUAUUCCAACUGCCCAGUCGCAAUCAUUGCUUUUGUGGUCGUGAAUGUGAGGUAGCAGCUAUUGCAGAGCAAUUGAAAAAUGCUGAGAGUGGUUGUUCUGAAUCAGUAAUUUGCGGUCUUGGGGGUGUUGGAAAAACAUCUCUUGCUGUCGAGUUUCUCUGGCGACAGAAAGACAAGGAGGAAUAUCCCGGUGGUAUUUUUUGGAUUUCAGGCGAAACCAGCGACCUUUUUCAAUUGUCCGUUAGCGAGAUGGCACGUCAAGUUGGUACUUUUGAUGACAAAAACUUUUCCAGUUCGCUAUCAAGAACCUUGGACUGGUUGAGAAAGCGCGAACAGCUGUGGUGUUUGGUGGUUGACAAUUUGGAUGAGUUAGAAAUGUCCAUGGAUAUGCGAAAACUGCUGACUGGUCAUUGGAAACAAGCCGCCCGUGGUCAUAUCAUCAUAACCACAAGAAGAGAAGCAAAGGAAAUCGGAGAAGAGACUGGAAUCACAAAAAGCUAUUGUAUUGAGUUGAAGUGCUUGAAAGAGGAAGAAGGAGUACAGUUUUUACGAAUGCGAAGUGAAAUAACCGGAGAAGAUAGCGAUUUUCGUGAGCUGGUCCAAGAACUUGGCGGACUACCACUGGCUCUUGAUCAAGCUGCAGCCUAUAUUAGAUGUGUCCCCCACUCGACUGUUAAAGAGUAUCUCAAAAAAUAUAAAGAAAAAAGACUGCGCCUCCUGGACAAGAAGAAAGCUCGUCAUCUGGUGGAAAAUACUUCCAAAGAGCGAUUGGCUGUAAAGACAACCUGGUUGUUGAAUUUUGAACACAUUCGACGCAUCUCAGUGGAGGAGGACCUAGGAGAAAUUCCUUCUCUUGUGAUGCGUAUGUCUGCUUACUUAGGUCCCGACGACAUCCCUUUUGAAGUGAUAAAUGAAGAGCUUAAUAAAGUGGAAAAUGCCGAAGCAGCAGGCGAUGCGUGGGACUCAGGAUAUAUUGUGGCGCUUCUCACCAGGUUUUCUCUUUUUCAAAGGUAUGGGACAAAGUCUUUCAGCGUACAUCGUCUAGUGCAAGAGGUUAUCCGAAGUGAAAUUGAGAAAGACAAAGCUGAGUUGCGCGUCCUUUCUUGUGCAGUACAUGCCCUUCACCAUGCACUUGUGGACACACGCUCACCAGUUGAGGUUUGCGAAAGUUUCUCUAUGGAUGCUGUUUUCAGCGUGGACAAUCCUCCUUCGUUACAUCUUUGGGGUAGGCUGGCAUCGCAUGCCACCUAUCUACAGAAGCAAUUGCGCAGCUACUCCAAGAAACAUGAAAAUGAGGCCGAACGCGUGCGAAGCACUUUGCUAUGCACUGAAGAAACUGUCCGAAUUAUCAAUGAAGCAGGGAUAUUUUUUAGCGUUUCUCACGAAAACGUCAAAGCUCAGGAAUUGCAAGAAAUUAAACUUAAGUUGCUAGUGCACCUUGAGAAAUCAAUCCCUGACGAUGAUUGCAAUUUACCAAAUUACUUCAUCGACGUACCCCUAAAGCAAAGAGACCACAAAGUAAUUUCCUUUUGUAUGAGUAAAUCUCUUCCUGAGGGGGAAGCCGUUGCGGAAAAAGAAUCUUCUCAAAAAGAAAUGGAGGAGCAAGCCAACCAACUUAGAGAAGAAGGAAACAUUGCUGUAAAAGGGAAAAUGUUCAAAGAAGCCUUGGAUUUGUAUACUAGAGCGAUUACUUUGCAUCCCACUGACUGUCGACUGUUCUGUAACCGAGCACUGUGCCAUUUGAAACUUGGACAGCCAAGGAAUGCACUGGGGGAUUGUAACAAGUGCCUCUCUUUAGAUCCUUAUUACUGCAAAGCAUUGCAAAGAAGAGCUUGGGCUCUGCGAGAACUAGUAGUAAAUGGACAGAAUGAAUUAAAAGGGCAAGAGCGGGCCGCUUUGGCAAUGGCUCUUCACUUUGAUCCAAGUCUUCGCCAUGACAAAUUUUUUUGUAAAAUUUUUCCAGACUUUGAAGACGCACGAGCAAGAGAGAUAACCAAUGCAACGCAAUUGGCGUUUGCUUUAGCCACUGCAGAGAAAAAUGAGACCUUUUUAUUGAAGGAAGGAAAGUAUCAUCUACCUUGCUUUGUCGUCACUUGUGAUGUGCAGAUAGUAGGCCUUGGAACCAUACUUACUUCGUUGAUUUGCACAAGCAGAUGCGAAGUAUUCUCAAGGUGUUACUUUGAGAAUAUAUUUUUUCCGAAAGGGAACAGUGCAUUUCUCUGCAGGGGUACAGAAGGAGCGAUCCACGUUAAUCGUUGUAAGGUAUCUGGAGGGCAAGCAAGUUGUGAAGACUUCCCAGAAUGUAACGGAGGUCCAGGAUGCAUAGCAAGAUCAAGAGGAAGGGAUACUUGUGAUCGGACUUACAAAUAUGGAAGCGAAUUCGUCUCUGGCUUUCCUGGCAUGGCUGGAAUCCAGAUUAUUGAGAGUAGUGUUGCACUGAUUGAAAAUUGCGUUAUUCGCGACUGCGGAGGUGGAGGGAUUCUCGUUGAAGAUCCAGGUUCACAGCUGCGCAUUAGACGAUGUGAAGUCUACAAAAACCAUCAAAGCGGCUUAGAGGCAAGAAAAGGUGGAAGAAUUUCUGCUUCUGAAAACAGGAUAUAUGGUAAUGGCUUUCAUGGCAUCUUGAUUGGACCAAAUGCAGGAGACUGUUCCAUAGAUGAUAACAAGAUCUUUGAGAACACAAGGGAGGGCAUUCUCGCCAUGCGCAAUAAAGACAAGGUAGUCUUACAAGGGAAUGAUAUACAUCACAACGGACCCUUCGGUAUUUCUUUGGAUGACAAUUCUGAAAUUUUAAUCCAAAACAACAAGAUUUUUGAAAAUGGAUUCUGGGCCAUUCUUGUAAAAUCACGAACUUCCGGACACAUUCUGGGAAAUUUCAUCACGGCUAACAAAUGCGGGGGGAUUUUCAUGGGAAUCAAUUAUUCAGCACGAGUAGUAAUUGAAUCAAACACUGUUCGAGACCAUUGUGGCCCUUGGCUGGAAUAUCAAGACAACGUGGAAUCGCUGAAUACCUACAGAAAAUUGUGGCAGAACAACCCUAUAGUCGCUAAAUAUUUAGGCAUCCCUUGCGGAGAGAAGGAGUUUCAUUCAAAUCCUCCAAUUCUCAUUGGAAACAUCAGAGAUAACAAUGAGGAAGGCAAACACCACCCUAGAGAAGUCAUUCAACGAUUUCAGAGUGGCUGCACAUUUUGUCGUCGUUCAGAAGAUAAAGCAUGUCACUUGACAAAGUGCCCCAGUUGUCAAAUUGCACUUUAUUGUAGUGAGGAAUGCCAGCGCAAACACAGACCCAAACACAAGGCAUUAUGUUUUGCCCUUAGGAGCCGCUACUCUUUAACAAUCAAGAUCAUUCCCUUCCGGGUCGUGUCAGAGGGGGCUCAGGAGCGAGUAUUUGGCAGUCACUUGAUAGGUAUUGGAGAGGGCCCUAAGCCAAAUCGUGAAAGUCGUGAUAAGUUUAUCGUCAAGAUUCAAACUAAAGAUCUUAACAGCCACCCAUUGCAGUUGUUGACUGUUUAUGACCAGAGCCUUACAAUAGAUGGCAACAUUGUAAGUCCUGAAAUCUUCAAUAUCAUUAUGGAAUGUGGAGUUCUUGGAAGCCUGCUCAAAUUUACAAGUAAAAAGGUCUUCUUUUGGGCCAUGUUUGCGGAUGAAGGAGAUAGACUCACAGUUUUCCUCAAUCAGUUAGCCCCUUAUCAGAAGUGGUGA
Molecule: messenger RNA, 6608 nt
Organism: Pocillopora meandrina
Lineage: Eukaryota; Metazoa; Cnidaria; Anthozoa; Scleractinia; Pocilloporidae
Source: the annotation of a GenBank genome assembly